AGCAGCUUCUCCAACUCUGCUAUUUCGUCGUUCCAUCCUUCUUCAUCUGGGUGCAAAACAGCAUCGCAGCACACACACACACACACACGACAAGGGAUCGACGAGGCUUUGGCAAACAGUUCACUUGGAAUCAGAAGGUACGACGUGGUACAAAUAACAUGCGCUGCUCUACUGUAUUCGAAUCACGACAGGCUUCACACAUCUCGCAACCAGUGUAGAUCAAAGCCGUAGAUCCCCACGAGCCGUUCCCGUAUCAAACAAAUCCAAGAAGCUCACAUCUUCCGCAUCGCCGUAGCUUCCUUUCUUGCCUUUUUCCUCCAUGUACAUAGGCGUAGAAGAAGAACGGAACAGUCCAAACUAGAUCGAGGCCUAUGCAUCAUAGGCGGUAACACACACACACACACACAACUCUUUAUAUAUUUUCUUUUCUUUUUUAAUGCUUGCUGGGUCCACCGCUUCGUUGCCGCAUUCUGAGGCCGUUGUGAACUCCGCUGUCUUCUCUGGCUCUACCUACUCGUCGUGUGCUUCGUCCGUGGAGCCACACGGCACGCGUUACUCGCGUCGUGCCAGCGAAUCCCCGCCACUGCGGUCGGUCGACGUCACCGAGGCGCCUCACGACGGCGACGACAAAAGCGAGCUCAACCCUAUUGCCCGAUCACCGGCAAGCGUGAGGAACGGAAGCGAUUGCAAUAGCCGCAGCAGAAGCCUUAGCACCACCAGCAGCUGCAGCAACGCGCGUCAAGACGUGACAGAGCCGCUAAAGCUCAACAGCUCUGAUAAUUGUGACAUGCGCCACGGUGUAAAAGAUGCGCCUGCGGGUGCAGUGGCUGCUGCUGCCGCGCCCGCGGAGGGAAGGAAUGACGGCACCCCUCCUGCGGCCGCACACGCGUCCACGUCGGCCAGCACUUCUCCAGAGACGCUGCUCGCACUUCUUUCGCCGGAGCAGCUAGAGACCGCGCUUCAGCUUUACGUAGACAGAGGUGGCAUCCACGCGUACGAGGUAGCCGCCCUGCUCACGCGGCUGCCUUUUAUUGACACGUCUGCUGUACACCCCUCGCACGCGCUGUCGUCGGCGUCGUCGUCUCCGGACAAGGGUGAAGACGCAGAGGACGCUACGGAGUCGUCGUCCUCCCUGCUAGACCCAGAGGGGUGGCUAUGUGCGGUCGCCGUCGCUGCCACGGCUGAUGCUGGUGCUGCUGCUGCUGAUACUCCGGAUGGUGUGCCCGACAAUGACGAUGCAACAUGCGACGGCACUCCAGAGUCUGCUCGCUCGCCGUCCGUGCACGCCGGUGCGGACACCCAGCAGCCGAAGCAUCGCUAUCCGCUGAUGAACAGUCGGUACGACAGCGCUUCGUCGGGGCGGUCAAGAGGAAGUGUUGCGUCGUCGCAGCCGGCUGCCGUCGCGCCGAGCCCGGAGGAAGGAGCACCUGCAGCGGCGCGUGAAGGACGACUUCCAGGCCGAAGGUCCCCCACGCCGCCGACGCCAGCGAUGCGCACGUUAGCCUUCGACCUCGACGACGGCGCGGCGGCGGUGGCGGAGUGGUCGGGGGUGCCGCGGCGGCCGAGUCUGCCCCCGCUGCCGCCGCGUCCCACGUCCUCCUCCCUGCACUCCCUCCUUUCCCCAGCCGCCCUGUCGCUCUCGUCGUCGUCGCAGGCGCUUCAACCCAAGCGACCGGGCGGCCGCCAAGCAAGUACGACGACGGCUAGUAGCAUCAGCACCACUACCACCAGCAACGGCCGUCGCCCACCGCGCAGCUCCCCGCCGACCAGCAGCAGCACACCGUCCUUUUCUGUCUCCCCGCCGGCGCAGCGCCCGACGGAGGUGCCUCCGCUGACCGCAUCGCUGUCCUCCACGUCAACCCGCCACAGCUCCCUGCCGUCCGCCAUCGCCGCCGCGGCGAGGGCCGAAGAGGCGGGGGUGCGCACUGUUUUUCAGCAGUGCCUUCGUUCACCGCGCGCGGCGGCUACCGCGACGCUGUCGGAGAACGAUUGGGUGGCGUUGGUGGGGGAGCUUCGGCGUGGUGGGCAUCGAAAGUUCCCUCCACAGGCGGUUCUGGACGACGUGGCGAGGACCAUCACAGAAGAAAUGCAGCGGAGCAAGCGAACAGAAGGGCUGACUGUAUUCGACUUUGAACGGGUGGUGCACACGCAGCUAGACGAGGUACGGCGUGAUUUGCAGUUGAAUCCGGCGACGGCUGCGGCGUCGCCUUCGUCGAUGGAUGUGGCGGUCAACGUGGUCUUUCCGGCACACCCGAACUACUGCUUCACCCUCCCACCAAAAGCAACAGAGGCAUCAGGCGUCCACUGCGGCAGCGGCAGCAGCAGUGUCGCCCGUGCUCGUCGCUCUUCCCUUUCGUCGCACUCCGGAAUGAAGCAGCCUUCGACCCCCGCAAGCCAGUGGCGUGUGCUGCCGACGUGGUGCAUAACGCUGGCUGCGCUCUUCCCGCUUGAGAUGUGUGCGGUGUGUCCCAUGCCGGUGGUGCGCUACCUACGCAGUGUGGGGCUUGUCAACGCGGUGCUCGAGGCGCUGGUGCAGCGGCUGGAGGUGGAGGUGGAGGCGAUGCCCAACGCAGCUUUUUUUACCCCGGCGGGUGCCACUGCUUCCGCUUCUCUUUCGGAGAUGCGUUCGCAGGGCUUGAACGCGGUGCCCGGGUCGUCGCAGCAGCAGCGGCCACGAGGGAAGGAAGGUGAUUCCGUCGCGGCUUCCGCGUCCUUUGCGGCGAUGAGUGCACCGGGAACUAACGGUGCGAGUAGCUUUAUGUGGCCCCCACGCGCCAAUUCGCUCAUGUCUUUUCUGAUGAGCGCUGCUGCCGCUGGUGGCGGUAGUGUCUCCGCUGCACGCCCCACCAGCUCCGUCGUCCUCACAAGCGCGUCGCGAGACAGUGCGCCAUGGAAGGAAAGCCCGGAGUGGCGCCCAACAACAACGGAGGACGCGCCCUGCAACGCGCCUUGCUCGCAGGUGCACUCGUUGGAAAGGGGAGGCGAUGGACUCUUUGCCGCGAGUUGUUUCGUGGGGGACGCAGGGACUAGAGGACUCGCUGCUUCGUCGAAUCGACAGCUUUCCGCCAGCGCACCGGUGGGUCGGCAGGACGACCAGCGCCCCCGCUAUUUGACCGAGCGACCACCGGAUGAGAUCACUACGUCCGUGGUGGCCCGCGCGAAGGCACGGCGCCUGAUGGACUCCCUGCGCCGUCACACCGUCCCAAUCAAUCGCUACGAGUGCUUUGCGCGCGUCGAGCACGAAGAUGAGCCGGUGCAGAAGCCGUUGUGCUUUAUUUCAAAGGCAGAUCUGGAGAGGACGUUUGGCGGGUCGGAUGACGGGGCCGCCGCGGACGAUGACUCGGACGCGAUGUCGGACGUGAUCGCCACGCUGACCUACGACCCAUCUGCAGCCGCCGAUGCCGCUGCUGCGAUGGCAGCGGAAACGCAAAACGCCCAGCGCGACGGCGGGGUGAAUGGACACCCCUCAGCGGAUGGGCAUCGCACCGUGUACACCAAUCAGCGCCGGCUCUCCGCGCCGUCACCGCAGCUGUCCCGCGCGUCCGCCGCCAAUUAUUUCCCCAACGUCUUCUCUGGCUUCACACGGGCGUCGACGAUGAUGCGUCGCCGCGCGUCUUCUCCAACAAGCACGCCCUUCGACGUCGACGCGCCGGCGGCCGGUUCGCGUGCGACGAGCGCGAGUGCCGCACUGGGGCCUUCUGGAGCUCGCCGGCAGCACCGCCGGUCACCGCCGCCGCCGCCACCACCCGUGCCGGGGAUGUUUCGCAUGGGCGGCGUGCUGCUCGGGGCGCUGCCGAAGAAACAGGAGGCGGCCUUGGUGGAGCGUCUUAGCCACCCGAUCUUCGACCCGCACACGAUGGGUCUGCGCGCGGCUUCUGUGAAUGCGACGCGGCCUCCUUCGGCCCCCAUCGCCGGCGUGCCUCCGCACCACAGAACAACAUCGCCGCGGGUGCACGGGACGGAUCCGGUGUCCACUGCUGCCGCCGCCGUGCUGAAGCGCCAAGCAUCGCCUGAGGCUUCCGGGGAGUUGAACACUCCAGCUAGACGGCCCCCCUCAUCGCCGCAGCGUCGGGCAGCAGGGGCGCCUUCUCCGUCUCUCUCUCCAUCGCAGCUUCACCUCAGAUGUCGCAAGUGGAGGUCGAACAACGACUCCGCAGCUGAUCCUUUCUCCAAACUGAUAUUCAAAGUAGCACCGAUGCGCGAAGCACGGGAGUCACCCACGGGCCGAAUCGCACGCCAACGCAGAUCAGGCGCAGCACGACGAAGGCCAGCGUCGACCGCGCAGCAGCAGCGGGGCAACAAUAACGUGCACAGACCUCCUCCCCCUCCUGAAAAUCGAAAACGCACUGCUUCCGCUGAAGCGGGAAGUGAUGCGUCUUCCCCACCCUUCGCGGCGAGCCGAGUGCGCAUGCCACGGAAUGGGCAGCACAACACCAUCGCGUACGCCUCGAAGGUGCCACGACCGCGUCGAAGCAACAUUACUCGAGAAAGAGCCAACGACGGCGGAAGAGGAAAGGGAGGGGACACGCGAACGCCGGUGUGGUACACGGCGCACCACGAUGACGCUGCGGCGGCACGACGACACGCCGAGUUUAUCUUGUCAGAGCGAGAAGAGCGCCCGCCCGAUCGAGCGCCACGGCCGGCGCCGAUGUCACUGUACGAGCGGCAGCUCCUUCGUCAGCUUCAACGCGCCUACACGGCGGAGCGUGUCCCCGGCAACUGA
Leptomonas pyrrhocoris is the source of this 4723-nucleotide messenger RNA. RefSeq lists its product as hypothetical. Bases 437 to 4723 code for a protein of 1428 amino acids. The record is from RefSeq and is a predicted model, not a curated record. NCBI's taxonomy places the organism in Eukaryota, Euglenozoa, Kinetoplastea, Trypanosomatida, Trypanosomatidae. The transcript has a single exon.